Molecule: messenger RNA, 936 nt
Organism: Mizuhopecten yessoensis (Yesso scallop)
Lineage: Eukaryota; Metazoa; Mollusca; Bivalvia; Pectinida; Pectinidae
Product: anti-sigma-I factor RsgI-like
Exons: 1
Coding region: 1-936 (311 amino acids)
Source: RefSeq, a predicted model, not a curated record
AUGAAGUGUUACCAGGGAAACGCUUCCAACGGUACACAGGGAAUCAUUACAACGGGAAGCCAGGGAAACAUAAAGAAGGGUGUCCAGGGAAGCAUAACCACUAAUACCAAGGGAAACGUAACGAAGGGUAGCCAGGGAAACUUUAACAAGGGUAACCAGGGAAACUUUACCAAGGGUAGCCAGGGCAACUUUACCAAGGGUAGCCAGGGAAACUUUCUCAAGGGUAACCAGGGAAACUUUACCAAGGGUAGCCAUGGAAACUUUACCAAGGGUAGCCAGGGAAACUUUACCAAGGGUAGUCAGGGAAACAUAACGAAGGGUAGCCAGGGAAACUUUACAAAGGGUAGCCAGGGAAACAUAACGAAGGGUAGCCAGGGAAACUUUACCAAUGGUAGCCAAGGAAACAUAACGAAGGGUAGCCAGGGAAACUUUACUAAGGGUAGCCAGGAAAACUUUACCAAGGGUAGCCAGGGAAACAUAACGAAGGGUAGCCAGAGAAACUUUACCAAGGGUAGCCAGGGGAACAUAACGAAGGGGAGCCAGGGAAACUUUAUCAAUCGUAGCCAGGGAAACAUAACGAAGAGUAGCCAGGGAAACAUAACGAAAGGUAGCCGGGGAAACUUUACCAGGGGUAGCCAGGGAAACUUUACUAAGGGUGGCCAGGAAAACUUUACCAAGGGUAGCCAAGGAAACAUAACGAAGGGUAGCCAGGGAAACUUUACCAAGGGUAGCCAGGGGAACAUAACGAAGGGUAGCCAGGGAAACUUUACCAGGGGUAGCCAGGGAAACUUUACCAAGGGUAGCCAGGGAAACAUAACGAAGGGUAGCCAGGGAAACUUAACGAAGGGCUUCCAGGGAAACAUUACCAAUAAUACAAAGGGAAACAUUACCAAGGGUAGCCAGGAAACUUUACCAAGGGUAGCCAGGGAAACAUAA